Molecule: messenger RNA, 297 nt
Organism: Thlaspi arvense
Lineage: Eukaryota; Viridiplantae; Streptophyta; Magnoliopsida; Brassicales; Brassicaceae
Source: the annotation of a GenBank genome assembly
AUGAAUCUGCAAGCUGGAAAAAUACCAAUAAGAUUGCUAGCUUUCAUCAGUGCAGCUACAUCAUCUCAUGACGGAAAGACUGCCGCCGGAGAAGGAGGCUUAGCAUUGAGGAUGUCGUUUUGCUAUCCAUCAUCACCCAAAAGAGUGGCGAUGACAGUAGCGUUUUUCGCCUCAGGGGCAGCUCUAUUCGCCAUUGGAAUGCAUCUGUCGUAUAUCAACGUUGCUCCUCAGCAAGCUCGCACUAAAGCCCGGAAUGAUUUUGUCAAAGAACGUCUCAGGCAGAAACAAGGCAAGUGA